Messenger RNA from Symbiodinium sp. CCMP2592, 203 nucleotides. The record is from the annotation of a GenBank genome assembly. Lineage: Eukaryota; Dinophyceae; Suessiales; Symbiodiniaceae.
GCAUUGGCGACGACGGCUUCCUCACGGUGGCCAAAACACGCCGGGGGAGACCGCUGGACCAGGAGGACCCUCCACCUCCCCCGAAGGCGUGCCAGGACGACUACACGGCGGUCGACAUGCUCGAGUUCCACUUGUACAUGGCCCGCAAAAAAGGAGGGCAAAAAGCGGUGGACGAUCUUUGCAUGGAGAUGGCGAGGGAAAGG